AUGGCUUCAACCCAACCACGUACGGCCAAGGAGGUAAUUGCCGCAUUGAACCUUGCUCCUCACCCAGAAAAGGGUUUCUACAUCGAAACAUACCGUGACUCUAAAUCCGAAAACGAGCGGGCUACUAGUACAUACAUCUACUACCUUCUUGAAGGUGAAGCGGGCCAAUCGCACUGGCAUCGUGUUGUCGAUGCUUUGGAGGUAUGGAACUAUUACGCUGGUGCUCCCUUGAAGCUUUCAUUGUCAUGGAACGACGGUGAACCUGUUCGUGACGAGAUUCUCGGCGCCGACAUUUGGAAUGGAGAGCGUCCUCAGAUCAUCGUCAAGGAAGGUGAGUGGCAGCACGCCCAGUCUUUGGGCGAUUGGACUCUAGUUGGUUGUUCUGUUGCUCCUGGAUUCGAGUUCUCGUCGUUUGAGAUGGCUGAACCUGGUUGGGAACCUAAAGGUGCCGAGAAGUAG
Messenger RNA from Dujonia railenensis, 459 nucleotides. The record is from the annotation of a GenBank genome assembly. NCBI's taxonomy places the organism in Eukaryota, Fungi, Ascomycota, Pichiomycetes, Serinales, Debaryomycetaceae.